AUGUUUUCCAAGGCGACUCCCGCGCUCAACACUGUGCGCGGCUUUAACGGAACCCCGUUGGCUUCUGGCGACGAGGACUCAGACUGCUGUCCUACUCCGCAGCCCGGCGAGACGAACCGUGCCAGGCACGCCAAAAAAACCCAUGCCCUCAACGAUGUUGUCAGUGUGAAUUGCAGCCCGGCCCUCAAGCCGAUUGUCUCCCAGGGCGGCAUGAGCGGCAUCAGCAGGCUUCGAAUGCAGCUGGAUACGCUCAACCUCGCCAAUGACCAAGCUGCCGGUUCCACGGCCGCCUCGUCGCGCACGACCUCCUUGACCAACAGUGAGAGCCUCCGUUCCCCUCCCGCCAGCGACACCACCGUCAGCAGCGGCCGCUACAAGAGCCGCACUGGAAGCGGCAUCAGCAGCGAGGAUGAGACGGCGUCACAGGGCAGCACCGAGUACGAGAUCAACUUGGAGCACGACUUCGCAAGUGAGGCCAGCGGUCGCCCCAUUGCCGACACUGUUCGCCCCCGUCAUAAGAUGACGGCGGGCGACUUUGAGCCGCUCCGUUGCCUCGGAAAGGGCACCUACGGGACCGUCUUGCUCGUGAAGCAGCGCACGACCGGACGGCUAUAUGCCCAGAAGCAGUUUAAGAAGGCGUCUCUGGUGGUUCAUAAGAAGCUUGUCGAGCAGACGAAGACGGAGCGCCAGAUCCUCGAAAGCGUCAACCGUCACCCGUUCGUCGUCAAGCUCUACUACGCCUUCCAAGACCAGGAGAAGCUGUAUCUGAUCCUCGAGUACGGCCAGGGCGGCGAGCUGUUCACUCACUUGAGCACCGAGAGGAUGUUUUCCGAGGAGACGGCCGCAUUCUACAUGGCCGAGAUGGUCCUCGCACUGACCCACCUGCACAACACACUGGGCGUUGUCUACCGCGACCUCAAGCCUGAGAACUGCCUCCUGGACGCCGAAGGUCACCUCUUGCUGACCGACUUCGGUCUCUCCAAAGUCGCCGUUGACUCGGACGCAUGCAAUUCGAUCCUCGGCACGGUCGAGUACAUGGCGCCCGAGGUGAUCCAGGGCAAGAAGUACGGCAAGGCCGUCGAUUGGUGGUCGCUGGGAGCGCUGGGGUUCGACCUAAUGACGGGCCACCCGCCCUUCCGCGGGCCGAACCACGCCAAGAUCCAGGACAACAUCGUGCGCCAGAAGCUCGCCCUGCCCUUCUUCCUCAGCCCCGACGCCAAGGACCUCCUCACCCGCCUGCUGCGCAAGGAUCCCGCCAAGCGCCUCGGCUCCAGCAUGCCCAAGGACCUGGCCACCAUCAAGAAGCAUCGGUUCUUCCGCAAGAUCGACUGGACGCGGCUGGCCGCGCGCGACAUGGAGCCGCCCAUCCAGCCCAUCAUCACCGACCCGGAGCUGGCAGAGAAUUUUUCGCGCGAGUUCACCGAACUUUGCCUCAGCCCCGUCGUGAGCCGGUUUGUCGAUCUGGAGGGUGGGGCUGGUGGCGCCCCGGACGUCAACGACGAUCCGUUUGGCGGCUUCAGUUUUGUUGCGCCCAGUAGCUUGCUCGAGCGUCCUGGGUUCACUAUUCCCGUCUGA
Parathielavia appendiculata is the source of this 1575-nucleotide messenger RNA. Its product is annotated as kinase-like protein. The record is from RefSeq and is a predicted model, not a curated record. The coding region runs from base 1 to 1575 and encodes 524 amino acids. Gene Ontology annotation, biological process: protein phosphorylation. Lineage: Eukaryota; Fungi; Ascomycota; Sordariomycetes; Sordariales; Chaetomiaceae. Gene Ontology annotation, molecular function: protein serine/threonine kinase activity; ATP binding. The transcript has a single exon.